Messenger RNA from Argiope bruennichi, 3126 nucleotides. RefSeq names its product vacuolar protein sorting-associated protein 54-like (gene scat). The coding region runs from base 154 to 3012 and encodes 952 amino acids. Gene Ontology annotation, molecular function: syntaxin binding. Gene Ontology annotation, cellular component: GARP complex. The record is from RefSeq and is a predicted model, not a curated record. Gene Ontology annotation, biological process: retrograde transport, endosome to Golgi; Golgi to vacuole transport. The transcript has 24 exons. NCBI's taxonomy places the organism in Eukaryota, Metazoa, Arthropoda, Arachnida, Araneae, Araneidae.
UACUGCAAGCUGUGUGAUAUAAAAAUGUUGUUAUGCGCUCUUUAAAUUAAUUUUUAUUAUUUGCUAUGUGUUCAAAUUUGUUGUUACUUUGAUAAUGCAUGUUGUAAAUAGGAAUGGGUGGCUGGAAUUUUUUAGAAAACUGUUCUCUUAAAUAUGACUUCGGAAUCAAGAUCUUCUGUAGCAGCAUGGAAGCGUUGUAACCUUUGUGCGGAAACAACUUUUAAAACUGCACAAGAAUUCAGAUUGCAUUUACGACAAAAUCAUUGUAAAAAAGAAGGGGGAUCAUAUGUCUGCUGUUAUGGUAAAAAUAAUAUAUGUGGAUCAUUACCACUGGAAGGCGUAAAUGACCAAGAUUACGAAUUCCACGUCGUGAAACAUCAUGUGCUGACAUUUACUGUCGAUGAUGAUAACUCUCAAGAGGAGAAGUUUGUGGAAAAUCUUCGUCAAAAAUAUGCUCAUAUUUUUACUGCUGCUGAAAACAAUACCCAACCAAAUGUUGUAGAAGAUAAAUAUCAAUGGACAAUUUACAAUAGUUCUCAAAAUUUGCCUGCUGUGCUUAAUGAUCCUCGUAAGACUAAGCGAGAAUAUGAUCUUUUUACCAAAAGCUGGGGUGAUAGUUUUGUGGAAUCAGCUAGUUUACCUCCUACAUAUUUGCCAGAUAUUAAUUACAAGCACUUUGAAAUAUAUUUAAAGCAUAUAAGAAAAGGUAUAAGGAGAAAUGCUAAAAAGAAAGAUCAACAAGAUAAAAAGCAACAUGCUUCACUUUGUGCUGAAAAAUCAAUGUCUAAAUUUGCUGACAUUGAAGAAAUACCAAAAAUAUUUUUGCAAUCUGACUUUAAUUUGGAAAAUCCUUCUACAUUCAAUGCAGUUCUUCCUUGGUCUCAAUUAUAUGGUCAAGGAUCAGCUGAAAAUUCUAAUCAGAAAAAUUCUAUCAAGUUAUUGCAAGAAAAGAUGAGUCACUAUUUAGAUAUUGCUGAAGUUCAUAUAGCAAAGCAAAUAUCUAUGCGUUCAGAAGCUUUUUUUCAUGCAAUGACUUCUCAUGAUGCAUUAAUGGAUCAGUUAACUGAUGUGAUAAAAUGUGUCUGUGAUUUAAGAGAACGCAUACAUGUAAUUGAAGAAGUUUUAGUAACUGGCCCCAUGAAAAUAUUACGAUUAAAACGCCGUCAGAAGAAUUUAAAUGAUAUUUAUAAGAAGUUGAAUUUGAUAUCCACUGUUCACCAGACACAGCCUACAAUACAAAAGCUGCUAAAUACAUCAGAUUUUGUUGGAGCUUUAGAUAUGAUAUAUACUACACAAGAUGUUUUAGCUCAAGAACUAAGUGGUAUUCAUAGUUUCAGGCAUCUAGGAUCACAACUUGCAGAGAUGGAAAAAGUGAUAGGUAAAAUGAUGGUCAAUGAUUUUGUCCGUUAUAUUACUGCUGAUUUGAAUCGACCUCAUACUGAGCUUCUUGUUAUGGAAGAGGAAAAAUUAAUUGCCAUUGUGUUUGGAAUGCUGAGGCAAAACCAUUUCCGUUUUGUCCAGACAUUUAAAGAAGAAUGCUUUACCACAAUAGAAGCUACAGUAAAGCAGACUGUAAUAGAAGUGGUGUCUCAGAGUGAUGAUUUUGACUUAGAAAGCAACACUGGCAACCUUGCUGAGCAGCUAAGAUCUCUCUCAUUUCACAAGUGGAUGGAAAUGUUUCAACUCAUUAUGAAAAACCUACAUUUUCUUUUGCAAAGAAUUCAAGCUUUAUAUCAAGUAAUGGAUGACACCUUAGAAGUUGCUGCUGGUUAUAUUGCAAAUAUAAAUACCGAUGAAAACUUCCAUCGAUGUCAUACACUACACUUGAUGGAAACAGAAGUAAUGAUUUCAGAACAGGACUACCUAAAAAUUAAGCCAAAUUUAAAAGAUGUCUUGUGUUCAGUUUGUGAUCAUGCACAUGAUUGUUGCGCAAAGAUAUUAUCAGCAAAGGCAAAGGAUGGUUCAUUAGAUAAGUUAAUUAUGCCAGAAUUUUUAAGUUUGGCUAAGAGUAUUGAAGAAUUUCAACAAAAAAGUGAAGAAAUUUCUGGAAAGCAAAGCACAGCUUUGAGACUCGCUUUACAAAGCCAGGUUAGUCGUUUUGUAAUGAGGUUUCAUGAAGAAAGAAAGGUAAAACUCAAUUUGAUUUUAGAAAAUGAACAGUGGAAGCAAGCUGAUGUGCCUAUGGAAUUUCAAGAGCUAGUUAAUGAUAUUGUAUCAUCUGGUUGCAUUACAUCUAUAAAAAAGAACACUAAUGAAAAUCGCAGGGAACCUCAGCCUUAUUUAAUUGUUAAUGGAGAAAAUUUUGCUGUGUGUGGAACAGCUCUUAUGCUUUUUAAAAUGAUUAUUGAAUAUUGCCAAUGUGCUGAAGAGCUACCAAUGCUGGCUCCAGAUCUUGCUAAUCGUCUUGUAGAGUUACUCAAGGCAUUUAAUUCAAGAACCUGUCAACUUGUGCUAGGUGCUGGAGCUCUACAGUUAGUAGGUCUGAAAACCAUAACUACAAAGCAUUUAGCCUUAACUUCUCGAUGUUUGCAUCUUAUUGUAUACUUCAUUCCUUAUGUUAAAAACCAUUUUCAAAGUAAAAUUCCUGUUAAGCAGCAAAAACUAGAUAAGCAAUUUGAACAAGUAUCUAAAAUUUAUAUGGAACAUAUUCGUGAAAUUAGUCAUAAAUUGGAAUCCAUUAUUUCUGACAUGUUUGAAACUCAAUUACGAAAGUGGGAAGUGAAGGCACCUGUACCUUCACCUUCAUUUAAUGCUAUUUCAAAGCAGCUUACAAAAGUUCAUGAAUUUGUUCAUAAUGUUCUUUCUCCAGAAGAACUAAAUAAUAUUUUCCUGCGAGUGAAUAAUAACUUCAAAAACAAGUUGCGGGAUCAUCUUGCAAGAUUGCAAGUUAACAAUGAUGGUGGACCUCAACAUGGGUUGGUAACUCAAGAAUUGACAUUUUACAUUCAGAAUUUAAAAAAGCUUCAAGUACCUUGUGAUUUUAAUAUGAAUGAUUUAUGGCAAUCUAGAUAGCAGUUAAUAAAAAUAUUUAUUUAUAAAUUUAUAUUGAUAUCGCAAGUUGAUUGUAAAUUGAUAGUAUAUAUUUUUCAAUUAAUAAUUUUGAGAAUAAACUAAUUUUAUUGUUCA